AUGGAGACGGUGGGGCCCGGCCGCAGCAGCUUCCAGCCGCACCCGGGGCUGCAGAAGACCCUGGAGCAGUUCCACCUGAGUUCCAUGAGCUCCCUGGGCGGCCCGGCCGCCUUCUCGGCGCGCUGGGCGCAGGAGAUGUACAAGAAGGAGAGCGCCAAGGAGCCGCCGGGCGCCUCGGCCCCGGGCGCCGAGCAGCAGCAGCCCCCGCAGCCGCCGCAGCCCCCGCAGCCGCUGCAGCCGCAGCAGCAGCAGCCCCCGCCGCCGCCCCCCGUGCUGCACCUGCCCCCCAUCCAGCCGCCGCCGCCCGUCAUGCCGGGCCCCUUCUUCAUGCCCUCGGACCGCUCCACCGAGCGCUGCGAGACCAUCCUGGAGGGCGAGACCAUCUCGUGCUUCGUGGUGGGCGGCGAGAAGCGCCUGUGCCUGCCGCAGAUCCUCAACUCGGUGCUGCGGGACUUCACGCUGCAGCAGAUCAACUCGGUGUGCGACGAACUGCACAUCUAUUGCUCGCGCUGCACUGCUGACCAGCUGGAGAUCCUCAAAGUCAUGGGCAUCCUGCCCUUCUCGGCGCCCUCGUGCGGGCUCAUCACCAAGACGGACGCCGAGCGCCUCUGCAACGCCCUGCUCUACGGCGGCGCCUACCCGCCGCACUGCAAGAAGGAGUUCGCCAGCGCCCUGGAGCUCGAGCUCACCGAGAAGAGCUUCAGGGUGUACCACGAGUGCUUCGGCAAGUGCAAGGGGCUGCUCGUGCCUGAGCUCUACGUGAACCCCAGCGCCGCGUGCAUCCAGUGCCUGGACUGCCGCCUCAUGUACCCCCCGCACAAGUUCGUGGUGCACUCGCACAAGGCCCUGGAGAACAGGACUUGCCACUGGGGCUUCGACUCGGCCAACUGGAGGGCCUACAUCCUCCUGAGCCAGGAUUACACUGGGAAAGAGGAGAAAGCCAGGCUGGGCCAGUGCCUAGACGACGUGAAAGAGAAGUUCGACUAUGGCAACAAAUACAAGAGGAAAGCACCCAGGGUCCCUUCUGAACCCCCAACAGCCAUCAAGCCCAAAACAGAUGAUUCCUCUACACAAUCCCCUCCUUCUGAGAAGGACAAGCAGUCCAGCUGGUUACGGCUGGCAAGCUCGUCCAAUAAGAGCAUUGGCUGCAUGCAUCCCCGUCAGCGCUUGUCAGCUUUCCGACCUUGGUCCCCCGCUGUUUCUUCAAACGAGAAAGAUCUCUCCACACACCUUCCUGCACUGAUUCGAGACAGUAGCCCCCGGCUCAUGCUUUCUCCACCUUUCUGCAGUUUUUAUUCAUAUAAGAGUUUCGAGAAUGCUGUGGCACCCAACGUGGCAUUAGCUCCUCCCACACAGCAGAAGAUUGUGAGCAGCCCUCCCUGCACCACCAUUGUGUCCCGGGCCCCUGAGCCCAUCACCACUUCCAUACAGCCCCGGAAAAGAAAGCUGCCUGUGGAGAAUCCUGGCAUGCCGGAGACCUUGGUCCCCGUCACAGCCCCAGAAGAUGAGAAGGAUUCCGAGGCGGAUGUGGAAGUGGAGAGCAGAGAGGAAUGUAAGUUCACUUCCUCCUUGUCCUCGCUCUCUUCUCCAUCCUUUACCUCAUCCAGCUCAGCUAAGGACAUGAGCUCUCCAGGAAUGCAAGCCCCUGGUGGUGGCAGCAGCGGUGGUGGCGCAGUCAGCGCUCCUUUUGAGGCCGUGGCCCAUGCUGAUUCCCACAGCAACGGGCUGGAGGCUGAACUGGAGCAUCUGAGGCAGGCCCUGGAAAGUGGUCUGGACACUAAGGAAGCCAAAGAAAAAUUCCUUCACGAAGUCGUGAAAAUGCGAGUGAAGCAGGAGGAGAAGCUGAACGCGGCCUUGCAGGCCAAGCGCAGCCUGCACCAGGAGCUGGAGUUCCUGCGAGUGGCCAAGAAGGAGAAGCUUCGAGAGGCCACGGAGGCAAAGCGUAACCUGCGGAAAGAGAUUGAGCGCCUUCGGGCAGAAAAUGAGAAGAAGAUGAAAGAAGCCAACGAAUCCCGGCAGAGGCUCAAGAGGGAGCUGGAGCAGGCCCGGCAGAUCCGUGUGUGUGAUAAGGGCUGCGAGGCUGGCCGGCUGCGGGCCAAGUACUCUGCGCAGAUUGAGGACCUGCAGGUGAAGCUUCAGCACGCCGAGGCUGACAGGGAGCAGCUCCGGGCCGAUCUCUUGCGAGAGCGGGAGGCCCGGGAACAUUUGGAGAAAGUUGUGAAGGAGCUUCAGGAGCAGCUGUGGCCUAAACCAAGCCCUCAGGCCGGGGGCAGCCACCGAAACGAGCUGGAUGAGCUACCACCUGAGCCCCGAGCCUGACACCGCUCCCUCCGCCAGUGAUGGGCAGAUGCGCGCUUGUGUCCCCGCAUGUGUCCGACGGGGUGAACGUUUCCGCACCCAGCAGACAGACCGGGGGUGCGCUGGAGGGCACCUUGUCCCUGACAGCCGAAGCACUGAGUUCUGCGCCUCUCCCUGUCCGUAUAGCACAACAUCUUCCUGUGCCUCGAACACGACUGAGUGUUUAUGAACUGCCCUUUUGGACGCCAUCCGGCGAUGUUUUCUACUGGCUGGUGAGCCAAGGGGGCUCCCCUGUUUGUCCCCUGCUUGCUGGAACACUUUGAAACGCAAACUUUUGUUAUAAGCUAUUUAAGACAGUGACAGAGACUUGAUAAUCCAAGAAAUGAACAAGUUUUUUAUAAGUAACUUUUCAAAACCCACAAACACUUGGUGAUGCACAAUUUGGAUGAGUGGUUACGCCGCGGGGAAGAGGCCCCCGCUUGCUCCCGCAGCCCGCCCGCCAAGCUUGGGGAGCCCUCACGGUUUGACCCUCUCAUGUGGUUUGAUUGGGAGAUUUGAGUGUUUGUUUUUGUUUUUGUUUUUCUAAGUCUUUAUUUUUAAGUGAUAAUUACCCAGUUUUCCAGCACGGAUGCUAGAAGAAGAGUGUGUGGGAGAGAGAGAGGAACUGAAAAGCUGCCCAGCCUUAUUGAAGAUGUACGUUACGGCUCCUGCGUCAUCACCCCGGGUCUGCAGAUGGCCACGGCCUUUAUGUUCAGAGACUUCCUCCAUCAUGCCCCGGCACCCUGGUGGAGGAGGAGGGGGAGGCCGGCCAAGUCACUCUGAGGACAGUCGCUUUGGUUUUGUUUUGUUUUGUUUUUUUUUUUUUUUACUGGAUAACUCUCCUUUGUUACAUCCCCUUCCUCAUAAAGGACAGUAUUUAUCUCCCCGUCGUUCAGGUUGUCCCUGCCCACGUCCUCGGAGUGACCAGUGCUCCCAUCGCUGCUGUGAAUGAUCGGUGGCCAUGCCUUUCAGUGUGACCAAGGGGGCUGCUUUAAUUCUGGGAUCCACUGAGACCCUCACCCCUGCACUGGAACAAAAUGCAGCAUUACAUCAUCGCUUGGUCUUGGGGGGGCUGUUUUCUGUCUGUCUUUUUGUUCAAACUCAUCCUUAGACUGCACUUUGUCAAAAACUCCCUGUGUCUUUUUCUUCUCGCUUAUCAAUCAGCUUGAGUUAAAAGGUUUUCACUUUUAAAAUAUAUUGUACCGAUGUUCUCAAACAGAUCCUAUCCUAGCACUCAGGUGCUUAGAAAAUUCCCUUUGGUGCUUGGUUGAACAAGGGACACAUAAGAAAACAGUAAUGACGCAAAACCUGAAUCCUGGGGGGUCGUCGCGUGCCUUCCUGCGUCCUGUAUGUUCAACACUGACUUGUGACUCCCCUCCGCUCCCAACCCCCAAAUACCUAUCAACAGUGUAGAGAAAUCGAAUCGACCAGUAUCAAAAGAAUUUCGUGCUUGCUCAAAAGCAUUUAUUCCAGAUAAUCGAAUUGCUUUCAACUGUUUGUGCAAAUUUAUAGAAGGUUUGUUAUGCCCAAGCUUGAAAGCGAUUUUCCAUAGACAGGAGGCGGCUUCCCAUCCUAAAAUUAUAGUAUUUAUUUACAUAAAAAAUAAGAUUUUACAGGAAUUCUAUGCUAACCACCAUGGUGACUGUGAGCAUUAACAGGAGGUUAAUGUGUUAGGCGCAAAAAAAAAAAAAAAAGAAUAAUCUAUAUAGCUUGGGGAAGCAACAGCUACCAAUGGCUAAACCCACGGAAAUUAGGCAGAAAGGAGCGUGGGCAGGUGAUGCUGGGGAUCCUGGCUCUGUUGCUGGGGCCCCUUCUCACCUGCAGUGCUAAAGGAACAUUAUUGAUACAGCGUUUUAUGUGGGAUCUUUUUUUGGUUUUUUUUUGUUUGUUUUUUUUGCUUCUUUGUAUGUUUUUCUUUUACAGUUAUUAAAAAUUCAUAUGCAUGGAAUUUAAAAAUCUCUGCCAUAUGUAUAUUCAUUAAUGGGCAUUAUUCCUGAUUUGUGUAAAGGGUUUAUUUUGUUAUGCUAUAUGCAGAAUACUGUUUCAGGCUUAGGUGUUUCCAGAUUUGUACUUUUCAGCUAUUUCUUCAAGGGAAACUAGCGAUUGAGUUUUAGCCGCGCUUUUAGGUGCAUUAGAGUAUGUGUUGCUGUGCUAGGUUGCCAAGUCAAGAGACUACACAGAGAGCAAAAGGCCUCCCUGUGGGCCUGGGUUUGCUUGAAGCCACCGUGCUCAGGGAAGGUGGCCGGGGCUUGGGUUCUUCGUUCUAGACUCAGGUGUGAGUAGGUGGUCCUCCUUACCCAAGCAGUGGAUAAAACCCUUUUCACUUCCAGGUGAAUGAUCCUUGGCUCAUUCAGGGGAACUACCCCUCCCCCACCCCCGGUGCAAAUCUCCCCAACAUCUCCCCUCCCCCAUUUUCUGACAGAGAGUACAUGUUCCCACCCCAAGCCUUGUUUCUUGAAAAAUCAGUGAGAUCUCAACACUUCACAGUAACUUAUCCCAAAGAGUAUGGGGUUAGAUCACACCCCGCCUGGUGAUCCUGACAGUAUUGAGUUAUCUUGGCAUCAGAUUUUUUUUAAGGCCAAAUUUUCCCCUUGAGAGCAUUCACACUAAUUCUGCUGGGUAUAGGCUGCCCACGAAAUGCAGCUGUGCUGAUUUCCUGAUGAUCGGUUCAUAUCAGAGCUAGGAAAUGUUGAUUUUUCUUCCCUUCUUGCACCCCCUCCCCUUCCCCCAAGUUGGCAUAUGCAGCCCCAUGCAAAACCUUUUCAAAUUAAAGUUGUCGAUGAAUGGAAUUCAGUCUUAUUUCACAGAUGAUAACAGAGCGAUGUGAACAGACUAUGGGAACAAAUUCUCCUCACCAGCAGCUCAUUGUUAGGCUGUUUUUCGGUCAAUUAACGUUCAUUUUUUUUUUUCCAGCGUGCACAACCCUAAAUUGGGUGGCUUGUGAUCGGACCCUUCCCCCACCUUCGUUAUUUUGUUUGAUAAUAGUAGAAUCACUUGGAACUGACUCACAUGUGUCUGGGCGAGAGCCCCAUGCCACACAAAUGAGAGGUCCUUUGCCAGAUUUUGUAGCUGCUUAAAGUACAUGUUUCUAAUCCUAGGCCUUGUAGGAGCAGCUAACUCCUGCUGCACUGGCAGCCUUGGAGGAGGAGGAGGAGGAAGAGGAGGAAGAGGAGGAGGAGGAGUUGGAGGAGGAGGAGGAGGAGGAGGGAAUCGGUUCCCUGUGUGAUUUCUGUGUAUGAAGCAUUUUUAUACUGCAGCCGAACGAGGUCCCUUAGAGACAGAACUGCUCAUAGUUUUUACUCCAUUACCGCAGCUGCAGCUUAGUUUUCUUUAAGAAGAAGGGAGAAGAGGUGUCUUGUAGGCUGUUGACUCUCCCUAUACUUAAAUAUAUUACCUAGAUAAUUGUAUAUUCAGUUUAAUUACUCAUUGUUUCUAUACUGAAAGAAGACUUAACGAAGGGAAAAAACCAACAGCAAUAACAUUGAUAUCUAUGGAGCAGCUAACUAGUACACAUAAUAUUCUGCUUUUCAUACAAAACUAGCCAAUAUGUAAAAAAAAACAAAAACAAAAAAAAUUCAACAUGUAAAUACUUUUUUUCCUUCAUUUUACACUGUUGUAUUAUAAGUGUAUAUGGUGGUUACUUUUUCAGAAACUCUUUCUUACUUGGUAGUUGUCUUGUUUUCUGAGUUGUGUUUUUAACAAAGAAAAAAAUUCUUUGCUUGUCUGUUGGGGCGGGGGUUGGAAAACACUUUUGGCAAGUUUUCAGUAUGGGUUGAUAUUUUCCAUCUUUUGUUUUGGGUCCUUAUUUUCAUGGUAAAAUAUUUUAUUAUUAAAGGUUAAAUUCUCUUCCCCCCCCCCUCCAAAAAAAGGUCCACAUGUUUUUGAGGGAGGUGUUUUUGUUUGUCAGAAGUGAUAAAUGACAUUUUUUUUCAAUUGAGGAAAAAGAAUCUACAUUUAUAAUAGCCAAGAGCAUUUCAGCACAUUUCUGUUCUCCUGUUUUCUCCUAUGCUGCUGCUAAUGACAAUAUUAUGACUUACCCUACUAUUCAAGAACUAUUUUUAUGUAAUUAAUGUAUGCUUUCUUGUUUAUAAAUGCCUGAUUUUAAAAAAGGAAAAAAAAGAAAGAAAAAAGCUUGGCAUAUUUAUCUAUCUCGCUGUGUACCUUGUUGGUCCUUCCCCCUCCCCCUUGAAACAGAUAAUAUUGUAAAAUAAAGGCCUCUAUGAGAAUAUGUAUGAAAAUAGCUCUGCUUAUAUACCAGUGACUCAAUGUACAGUGUAUAGACGCAUUACUUAAAAUAAACAAAAGUGUUUGGUUCAACUAUUUCCACAUUA
Trichosurus vulpecula (common brushtail) is the source of this 6668-nucleotide messenger RNA. RefSeq names its product SKI proto-oncogene (gene SKI). NCBI's taxonomy places the organism in Eukaryota, Metazoa, Chordata, Mammalia, Diprotodontia, Phalangeridae. The record is from RefSeq and is a predicted model, not a curated record. The coding region runs from base 1 to 2319 and encodes 772 amino acids. Gene Ontology annotation, biological process: negative regulation of BMP signaling pathway. Gene Ontology annotation, cellular component: nucleus. Gene Ontology annotation, molecular function: DNA-binding transcription factor activity, RNA polymerase II-specific; RNA polymerase II cis-regulatory region sequence-specific DNA binding; SMAD binding. The transcript is spliced from 7 exons.